Galendromus occidentalis (western predatory mite) is the source of this 500-nucleotide messenger RNA. RefSeq lists its product as uncharacterized. The transcript has 3 exons. Lineage: Eukaryota; Metazoa; Arthropoda; Arachnida; Mesostigmata; Phytoseiidae. The coding region runs from base 51 to 434 and encodes 127 amino acids. The record is from RefSeq and is a predicted model, not a curated record.
AUUGGGAGCUGAACGAUUGAUAGCUUUUCCCCGUGGAAACAUAUUGGGAAAUGUCGAGUUACACUCCUGUACAAAAGUCAUUGAUAGCUGUAGGAGUUUUCAUCGGCUUCAUACUUCUCGUCGUGAUUCUUCUGAGGAUCUUCGGUAGAUUUUUCUGCCCGGAGAAAGUGACAGAACGAUUACCACGGAGGUUCCAACCUUUCUUCGAGAUCUACACGAGCAAUUCUUACGACUUUAGAGGGAGACUGGCAUCUCUCAGCUCCGUCUCGGUAGAUAAUCCAUGUUACGAGCGUUUCGAUCAACCAAAGAGGAGAAUGACAGAGGAGACCGAGCCAUCUAUGAGGACUCGUGAGAAUUCUUCAGAGCUCAUCGUCGACGCCGCGCGCCUUGAGAAAACACGGUCGGUUUUCGAGAAGUUUGUAACUGAUAAUUGACCCGAUCCGGCGAUAUCGGAUAUUUCUGUAUACUCUGUACAAAAUCACGUAACGCCAAUAGAUUCA